UGAAUACCCAUUUGAUGUUUCCCAAUCUCUCUCUUAUCUUCAAUGUGAUUUGUUCACUGAAUUUUCUCAAUCACUCAUUCAUCUUCUGGAGGAAAAACCUGGUACAGUAACGUUGGUUUUAAAGCUCUUGAUUUUGGACCUGCAAGUUUAAUCCUGAAGAUCGAUCAAGAACAACAAAUUAAACUGCCACCAGCAAAAAGCUGAACCAAUUGAAGAUUUUCAUGGAGGAAUGGAUAAACUUACUACAGCAGAAAUUGUUGGGAACAAUCUCUAGUCCUGGGAGAAAUCCUCAAGGUAAUGAGGAUAAAAAGAAAGAAGUCAUCAGAAUAGAAGAGGAAGUAGGAAGCCAGAUUAUAUCCGAUGAGGAAAGAGAUAAGCGAAAUCCCAAGAUAUGGAUAAAGAAAUGCCUGAAGUAUUUCUGUAAUGUAGAGUAUAAUCAAAGGCUAGAUCAUGAUUGUGUGAUCACUUUCAUCCACCCGAGGGUCAAUCGAGCAGCUGAAUAUUUAGCUCAUAGGAGUGUUUCUAUUCAUACCACAACUCAUCAUUUCAAUCAUUGUGUUGGUAUCUUAAAAUUUGAUGCUGUUAGUUAUCCCUAUGUGUUUGAUCCUGAGUAGGCAUUGGUCUAGUCCUCCUACUCAAUGUAUGUUUUUCCAUCUUUUUUAAUAAAUAGGUAGGGUGUUUCCUGGCCCCUACCCCGAGAAACCAAAUAGUUUCUUGGUCAAAUACUGGGGCUAAAAAAA
Molecule: messenger RNA, 740 nt
Organism: Cuscuta epithymum
Lineage: Eukaryota; Viridiplantae; Streptophyta; Magnoliopsida; Solanales; Convolvulaceae
Source: the annotation of a GenBank genome assembly